Phaedon cochleariae (mustard beetle) is the source of this 1084-nucleotide messenger RNA. NCBI's taxonomy places the organism in Eukaryota, Metazoa, Arthropoda, Insecta, Coleoptera, Chrysomelidae. The record is from the annotation of a GenBank genome assembly.
AUUAGACAGAUGACACUUUGACACGAAAUGACAACGGAACAACAAAGCUCUAAACGACCCUAGAGCAGAAACAAGAGAGCAAGAAAAAUUUGCUUGGUUAUUAAAUCUGUGUUACAAACUAAUACAAACGAACAGGCAUAUUGGGUGAAGUGGAAAAUAAUAUCAAAGAAUAUAGGUUUUUGAUAAUAUCAUCGAUCUUUGGCGCGAAAAGAAUCACGAAAGGGACGCUACGCUUGCGCAAAUUCAAUCAUUUUCAUUUCCUUUGUUUUCAAAGGCAGAUCCGAAGCCCGAAGCCGGUUGGCAAAUCAUCAAAUCAAGCACAAGCCGAUACUGAGAUUCUUCCAUUCUUCCGAUAGCGAUAGCCGAUCAAGAUCAAGUAACAAUCUUCUCUCCAUUGACCAUCCUUUGAAAAGCCAAGCGAACUAAGCGAAGCGAAGCCUUCUCUUUUACUUGGGACUUCUUGAAGAACUUGUUUAAAAAGUGAAAUAUGUCUGACGAGGAAGUUCAAACGAAAAAGGGACGCAAGGCGGCAGCAGAGAGUACCAAGCGUACGAAGAAGGAUUCAAAAGCUGAAGCCGCCAAUAAAGAAGAUGGUGAUGCACCCCCAGCUAAAAGGGGACGCGGGAGGCCAAAGGGAGGUGCUACUAAGAAGAAGACUGACACUAAAUCCAAGACAAAUGGAGUAGGAAGAAGAGGGAGAUCAAAGAAAGAAGAAAAGGAAGAAUCUGCAGAGGAGGAGAAUGGAGAGAAAAGUAGUGGAAAUGAGGAAGAGGAUGAUGACUAACAAAUUCAUUUAAAACUGUUAGAUUGAUUAAGCUCUUAUCUGUUUGUAUAAGGUUGACUGAAUAACUCAUAUUUUUUUUAGUGAAAGUGUGUUAGAUUGUAAAAUUUCAAGAUCAAACUGCUCUUUGAUUUCUUUCCAUAAUGGAUUUUUGUUCAAGAUUGAAUAAAUAAACUUUGUACAUAUUCAACUAUGUAUUUGUUUCAUUAUUUGAAUCUGAAAUAAUGCAUUUAUAGGGAAUUCCAUUCAUAAACCUGGUGGUGCACUGGUUUUGCACCCGCACUAUUCUCUCCAAAAUGUGAA